Messenger RNA from Anastrepha obliqua, 2445 nucleotides. RefSeq lists its product as uncharacterized. The record is from RefSeq and is a predicted model, not a curated record. The coding region runs from base 1 to 2445 and encodes 814 amino acids. The transcript has 2 exons. NCBI's taxonomy places the organism in Eukaryota, Metazoa, Arthropoda, Insecta, Diptera, Tephritidae.
AUGUUUUUCAAGGACCUUAUACCAUAUGCAAAAUUGGAUACCUUCAAAGAGGAAUUGCUGAAGCAGCGUAAUUUUGUAAAUGUGGGCGUAUUCACGUGGAUUAUCGGAAUGUUACUUAUGUGCAUAAUAUUUAUGUCGCUAAUGAUAGUGAAGGUCGCAUCUACAGCGGAAUAUUAUCAGAAUCAAACAGCUGCUCUGCGCACCCGAAAUAUACAAAGCUAUAAUCCCACAAGCCAAGAUACGACUCUGCCAACCAUUGUGCAGAUUGAUGGCCAAGAAGUGCAGCUGCGCACAGAGUUGCCAACAACACAUGCUGUUCAACCGCGUUCGCGGCCACUGAGAACACCAAAUCACAUCAAAAUCGACGGCUUGGAGGAGAUGCGUGCACAAGCGCAAUUGCAGCAGCAACAACAAUUACAGCAAUACCAACAACAGCAGCAGCAGCAGCUGCAUCAGCAAGCCAAUCAACAACAAUACGAGCCAGAGGAAAAGUUGCACGCUAGCGAACGCGCUGAAACGGCGUAUUUACUAGAGCGUGCCGAUGGUGGUGUUGGUGGCGAGCCUGUUAGCAGCAGUAAUUCGGUGUAUGAGCAACCCAUUUAUGGAACAUGGCGCACGAAAGCGAGACGACCUCAACCGCCACCGUUCGUCGGUGGUGGCGGCGGCGGGAUUUUCAGCAUGGGCGAAGGAAAGUCUAGCGCAACUGACAGUGAUUACCAGCCAACCACAAAUUUUGCAGAAGCACGUCAGCGACAAUCGUUGCAUCUGUAUGAACAAUUGCCGCGACGUUCAUCGACAAUGACGCCAGUGCGUACUGAUCUACGUGAUCAGAUACCACGCCCACCGCGUCUCACGUCACGCCAACCUUCGAUGAUGCUCAGUAGACGUCAGUACUUGGAUAUACCGCUGAACUCGACAUUUAGAAAUGAGGAGAAACCGAAACCGUUUCACUUUCCACACGAGGGUCCGCUGCCGCAGGAAUUUAAAAAAGCCGAGGAGGAGCGCGGCGAUGUGAACAAUAUCCAAGACAUACUGCACCGAUUGCAAUUGGGAGGUGGCGCCAGCAAAGUGCCGCCGAUGGUAAUGAUGCCGACGGGGUUACAUAUAGCUGGGACUUUAAAGAAUCUGAAAUCUAGUGGCAUCGCGAACUUCUUCCGUGGCAAAAGGAAUAAGAAGCAGAUGCAGUUCGCUAUACCCAUGUCAAUGCCAAUGAACCUGCAAAUGUUGAAACCAUAUCCAGGACCCAUAGUGAAUAUGGUGCCACAUGCGCCCUAUCAGCAACGCAUUGCCAUGGAUCAGAUUUAUCCAUUUAAGCCACGCUCACCGAACGAGGUUAAUCUGCUCGCGUUACAUCAGCAAUUGCAAAGUAAUCGCUCUAAAAGUAAAUCGAAAAGCAAGCAGAAUCAAUCCAACCUGAAUACUAAUAUAAUGCUACAACAGUUCAGUAAUCAGCGCCCAUUCAUAACAGACCCAUUCAUGGCAAGCUAUCAGCCCAUGCUGGAUAUUAGUGGGGUGCAAAAGACGAAAAUGACACGCGUGCCCUUCAAAGUAAACCUCGAUAUCUAUCCGGUAAUGCCACCAACAAAAAAUUUCAAGCCAACUGACUUUACCUAUGAUGAAGUCAAACACGCUUCAUCGACACGCCGACCCCAUAUAGUACGUAAUCCUUUUCUCGACUACUACACCAUGCCCGUGAUUCCUUCAACGGCAGCCUAUGGCUUUCAUCACACAUACGAUCAGUCAUCUUUCGCUCCAUUUAGAUUCCCUACCACAUCCACUCAGCCCCAAUUGCAAUCGCAUGUACCACAAUCGAGCAAUAUGCAAGCGGUUUUCCCCGAACAAAUAUCGAAGUCUCAAUUCCAGACACCGUUUAUGCCCCUGGAUAUAGCACAUAUCAGCAGCGCAAAUAGUGUCAGUGCUAGCGGCCCACCAGGUGCCAAAGCAAAUCAAAAUCAAAUACUAGUCCAUUUAAAUGUUUUCCCCAAACACAAACAGAAUGCACUGCCAGCACCAACAUCGAACAAUCCGUUUUAUAAUGCGGCUCAAAAUAUCAAUCGUCAUAUCAUCAUGGAAGAAAGGGAGUCACUAUCGCCGCUUGAACCGCAUCAUCAGGCGCACAAUUCCAAUUCAACAAAUUCGCCCGAACAGCCGGUCUCGCGUAGUGACAGCUCUGAGCCGGAAGGACUGGUCGAUUUUGAGCAUCCUAUUGUAGCAGCGGAAGUCACUGAUCUGCCACACGCCGCGGCUUUGGUGGGUAAUAAAUUGGACGCGGCGGAGAAUGCUAUGCGUUACGAUCGCAACGAGGGAUUGCCACGCAGUAACUUCCAACGUUACAAUGAGUCAUCCGCGAAUAUCGACCAGAUGGCGUCGGAGGCGCAAGCUGCUUCACUCUUUCGCUUUCCUGUAGAGGAUUUGAUAAAAUUUCAAGUAGACGACGCGUUGUAG